AUGGAAGACAUGCGUAAUAAUCUAAACAAAGCCGAAAUGGAAAUACAUCAGGAUGAGGUGAAGCUUGAACUGCUAAAGUAUUAUAAAACGUCGCUUAUUAUUGGCUUGCUCAAGCAACCGGAUGCUCCAAUAUCGAUUGAAAACCGAGCAUUACUUGCAAUAUAUAAGUACGAUGGUGACAUACCUUUAGGACUAGAUCAUAUUCGGAACAUUGAUACAAAUUAUCACGAGCGUCUAGCGAUUAGUAAGUAUGUCGAAUCUAGGAUUCUGGAACAAGUGCGACCGUUUGUAGAGAAAGCAAAGCGAUUUACUGGAGGCAAUUUGGAGCAACUAGCUGCUUCACAAUAUCAGAAACAGUAUGAUAACCUACACAAUGAUGUAGAACGACAACAACUUUUGAAGAAUCUUGCCCUGUUGAAAGUUCGCAAACUUCAGCUUAUGAAAGCAUGUGCAGAAAUUCGUACUGGACCAUACCAACGAAACAACGUCGAUUUGAAACAUGUUGAGGCUCGAUACUUACAAACGAAAUCUGAGUUGCUACAGAAGUUGUCAACGAACGAAAUCCUUAGCUGCACUUCGCAUACUGUCAAGGCAAUUAAGGACGUUAAGACAAACAUUAAUUCAUUGUUAGGUAAUAGUGAUUAA
This is a messenger RNA of Anopheles nili, 645 nucleotides long. RefSeq names its product augmin complex subunit dgt2 (gene dgt2). The transcript is spliced from 3 exons. The record is from RefSeq and is a predicted model, not a curated record. Bases 1 to 645 code for a protein of 214 amino acids. NCBI's taxonomy places the organism in Eukaryota, Metazoa, Arthropoda, Insecta, Diptera, Culicidae.